Wasmannia auropunctata (little fire ant) is the source of this 1915-nucleotide messenger RNA. It is a transcript of the gene Ns4, whose product is annotated as guanine nucleotide-binding protein-like 1. Lineage: Eukaryota; Metazoa; Arthropoda; Insecta; Hymenoptera; Formicidae. Gene Ontology annotation, molecular function: GTP binding; GTPase activity. Bases 236 to 1795 code for a protein of 519 amino acids. The record is from RefSeq and is a predicted model, not a curated record. The transcript is spliced from 5 exons.
UGAAAACAUCACCCGAGUGCUUCAUUUUAUCUCAUUUUAUCUUUCUUGUCCAUCGAAUGUUGAAUAAGAUAACGAUCUCUUUAGGAUUUCUAAUCUACACCUAAUUUUUUAAAAACUCGUUUUUCAAUGAAAAAUUGGAAACCUAUGUGGAACUGUAUUUUGCGUGGAAAUUUUAAACUCAGAUGAUGAGGAAAGCCACAGCAAUGAGAGCAAUGUUGAACAUAAGAGACAAGUGAUGAAGAUAAAUGAACAACCAAGCAGCAAAUCUUCGAGGAAUAAAUAUGCACUACAAUUCUUUCAAGAGUCCAGUGAGAAAUUGCGAAAACGUAAGGAACGAGCCUUUAAAAGUAUCGAACCAGCUAGUCUCAAGGAUCAAGAGAUUUCCGAUAAUUAUUUUCCACCUGGGAUUGACAUGCCAAAGCGACCUCCGUGGGAUUUCAAUAUGACAAAGGAGCAGUUAGAAUUAAGAGAACAAAGAUAUUUUACAGAAUACUUGAACAGCAUGGAAGAGUUAGCUAGUCUGAGUUACUUCGAAUUGAAUUUAGAGACCUGGCGACAAUUGUGGAGGGUUCUAGAGAUGUCGGACAUGCUCUUAAUUAUUGUUGACAUUAGAUAUCCUGUUCUAAUGUUUCCCCCUUAUUUGUACGACUAUGUGACGAAGAAAUUAAAGAAAGAUAUGAUUUUGGUAUUAAACAAGGUCGAUCUGGCACCUCCGGCGUUGGUGGUGGCUUGGAAAGAAUAUUUUCACAAUCAAUAUCCAAAAUUACAUAUUUUAAUGUUCACGUCGUAUCCCACUUACAAUCUUCGUGGUAAUACGAGCAAUGAGGAGGGUGUCAAGAAAAGAUCUCGCAGGGGAAAAUUGAGAAUGGCCGCGGAAGGAGCGCAGAAGUUACUGGAGGCUUGUAAAGAUAUUGUUGGGGAUAAGGUCGAUCUAAGUUCCUGGUAUGAGAAAAUUCGGGAGGAAAUGCACUCCGAAUACGAUUUAGAUGACAUAAAUCACAAGGAUGACGUAACAAUAGAGAAGGAGGAUACCACUUAUUUCAAACAUGAAAAAUACAAAAAUGGAGUAUUGACUAUUGGGUGUGUUGGUACGCCAAAUGUCGGAAAAUCAUCCUUGAUGAAUGCAUUAAUGGGGAAGAAAGUCGUAAGUGUGUCUCGCACUCCUGGUCAUACUAAGCACUUUCAAACUAUUUAUCUUACAAAGACUGUGUGCCUAUGCGAUUGUCCUGGUUUGGUCUUUCCUUCGACUGUGCCCAAAGAAUUACAAAUAUUAAUGGGUUCGUUCCCGAUCGCUCAAGUCAGAGAACCUUAUACCGUCGUACAAUUUCUGGCCGAAAGAGUGAAUCUACCGAAACUAUUGAGGAUUCCACAUCCAGAGAACGAUGACACGUGGUCCGCUAUGGACAUCUGCGACGGUUGGGCUAUCAAGAGGGAUUUCAAGACGGCGCGAGCAGCUAGAUUGGAUACAUACAGAGCGGCAAAUUCGUUACUACGAAUGACGCUAGAAGGAAAAAUUUGCCUGUAUAUAUACCCGCCGAAUUGGACCAUUGAUAAAAAAAAAUGGGAAAAUCACGCAGAUGUUGAGACAGUAAGAUGGAUUCAAGCUAGGAAUAAGGGCGAUAAUUUCAGUACACCAACUGAGAUAUCUUCUGAAGAUGAGGAAACUGACGACGAAAGACUGACUGAGGAAUCUUCUAGGUGCGCAACGAAUGAUAACUCAAACUCGGAAUCGUCAAACGAGGAAAACGAUGUGCCGCUUGUAGCUAAUAAGUUUUCAUUGUUAUCUGCGGAAUAAUAAUAUAGUUUAUCAUGUUGCAUCUUGCUCAGAUAUUUUAUUUACCCCUUUUUUACACACAUAAUUUUUUUUCUUAAAAUGUAAUGAGCAACCUGAUAACAAUAAAGAAUAGUCGUGUAA